Boleophthalmus pectinirostris (great blue-spotted mudskipper) is the source of this 6917-nucleotide messenger RNA. Its product is annotated as zinc finger protein 729-like. The record is from RefSeq and is a predicted model, not a curated record. Gene Ontology annotation, biological process: regulation of DNA-templated transcription. Gene Ontology annotation, molecular function: RNA polymerase II cis-regulatory region sequence-specific DNA binding; DNA-binding transcription factor activity, RNA polymerase II-specific. The transcript has 4 exons. Lineage: Eukaryota; Metazoa; Chordata; Actinopteri; Gobiiformes; Gobiidae. The coding region runs from base 87 to 5717 and encodes 1876 amino acids.
AGCGCACCGCAGACACGCGCAUCAAAGAAGUUGUCCCGUGCGUUUGAUGUUUAUUGGUCUAUUUGAGGGUUUAGAUAAAGUCAAGGAUGGUUUAUGAGGCCGUGACCUGCAGCAGAAACGCACGGGCGCCAUCUCCGGCUCUGAUCAUGUCACAGGAGAGCGAGCAGGAGACGACCCCAAGCUCUGCUCCUAAACCCAGCGGAGGCAAACCCUUCAGCUGCGACCUCUGCACGAAGACCUUCACCCGCUCCACUCAGCUCAAACUGCACAAACGCUCUCACACCGGAGACAACCCCUACAGAUGUGACCGGCGCAGGAGGACGAGAGCGCGACCUGACGCUCUGACGCAACGUGACGCCGCGCACACGAGCGACGUUAAGGCCCAUCAGUGCCAGUACUGCGAGAAGUCGUUUGGACAGAGGAGUCGGCUCAGAGAACACGUCUACACUCACACCGGAGACAAACCGUUCAAAUGUGACCUGUGUGAUGGAGCUUAUGCCAGAGCUGCCGAUCUGAGACGCCACAAGAGCCUCCACGAAGAGAAAGAGUACAGCUGCGACGACUGCAGGAUGAAAUUCCCGAGUGAAAAAUCUCUAAAAAAACAUCAGGAGAAGGUUCACGUGAGUACCCACGGAGCAGAGAAGCAGUACAGUUGCACCGAGUGUGACAAGACAUUUUCCCGAACCUCAAACCUUAUAGCACACCUGCGCGUUCACUCUGGAGAGCGGCCGUUUAAAUGUGAGGAGUGUGGGAAGGGAUUCAGACAAUGGACCCAUCUGAAAAGACACACAUUCACCCAUGAAACCACAGAGAUCACCUUUAAAGACGCGUCUGAACUUAAAAACAACAGCUCUCUCAGCGAAGAAAGACUUUUCAUUUGUCAAUAUUGUGGAAAGAAAUGUCCGACGCAGGCGACUCUGGAAGUGCACGAGUGGAUGCACUCAGGACCCAGGCCCUACAGCUGUGACGUGUGUGGGAAGAGAUUUUCAAUCUUAUUUUCUCUUCGACAACACAAACUCAUUCACAAGGAACAGCAUCUGCACAAAUGUGAGCAGUGUGGGAGCGCGUUCUCUCAACCAGACCAACUAGAACAACACCAGUGCUCCGGGGACAACGAGGAAAGAGGAGAAAACUCUUACAAACCGUACACUUGUCAGUACUGUGCUAAGUCCUUUGGGAGGCCGUAUGUUCUCCGAAUGCACAUCCGCACACACACGGGGGAGCGGCCGUUCACAUGUGAAGUGUGCGGUAAGGCUUUUGCGCUGUCAUCGACUCUUGACAGACACAAACGCCUUCACUCGGGAGAUCGACCUUUUAAAUGUGACCAAUGUCAAAGCACAUUUAUCCAGUCGAGUCAUCUCAAAGCACACCUGCGCUUCACUCACAAAGACAACAGGACCUACACCUGCCAGAACUGUAAGAAAACCUUUAUUCAAUCAUCUGAAGUGGAACGCCACACGUGCUCCCACAGCGACGAACAGGCAAACAAACACCUGCACAGUUGUGACAAAUGUAAAAAGACUUUCACAAGACGAUACAAUCUGAAAAUGCACGAGCGCAUCCACUCUCGAGAGAAACCUUUCAGAUGUGACCUGUGUAAAAAGGGAUUUGUCAGAGAAUAUGACCUGAAAAAACACAACUGUGCCCUGAUUGAAGAAAACACGUACAAGUGUGAUCGCUGCAGGACGGUUUUCCCCACAGCCGACAGCCUCACGGAGCACAUGCUCAGCCACAGCGCCCAGGACAAGUACAGCUGUGACGAGUGUGGGAUGGAGUUCACUCUGUGCAGCGCUUACGUCCGACACCAGCGUCUCCACAGUAAAGAGUUCCAGUGCGAGCGCUGUGACGUGGUGUUCACAGACGCAGACGAGCUGAAACAACACCAGGAGACGCACCCGAAGGAGAAACUCUACAGCUGCGAUUACUGCGGAAUGGAAUUUGUCAGACCUCACAACCUCGCCAAACACAAAUGCACCAACGAGCAGCACCAGCCUUUCUCACAGGGGCCCGUGCUGCUCACAAGUGAAGCACCAGUGACGCACCAGUCGCUCAGCACAAGUGAAGCUGCAGAACAAGAAAGUGAAAGUGAUCUACAGCAUGACCCGCUUAUGUCUCAGUCAAAUCCCACUGAUGUCCCGCUGAAGAAUCCUUUUACGUGCAGCACCUGUGGAACAACAUUUACCAGUGAAGCUGCACUGAAAGCACACCAGCCUGUCCACGCCAACACUCGGCCGUACAAGUGUGAGCACUGUGAGAAAUCGUUCAUACGGCGAGGGCAGCUCAGAGAACACGUCUUCAUCCACAGCGGGCACAGACCGUACAAAUGUGACCAGUGCCCGGGGACUUUUACCAGAUCGUUCGACCUGAAGCGCCAUAAGGGCAUUCACAAGGAGAAAGGAUACAGGUUCAGCUGCGACAUUUGCGGGAUGAAAUUUCCACGACCAAAUUCUCUUAAAGUCCAUCUGGGGAAACACAGCGGGGAGAAGCCGUUCGGUUGUUGUUACUGUAAAGCUGCGUUUGACGUUGUAGAUGAACUCAAGGAACAUCUCUUCUCGCACCCGGGCCCAAAGCUCGGUAAAUGUGAGCGAUGCGGAACCAGGUUUUCCCACCUCGCCAAUCUCAAAAGACACAUGCGGAGUCACCUGGGACAGCAGGCGUACCCGUGUGACCAGUGUGGGAAGGUUUUCACCGACCCGUCCACUCUACGGACUCACCACCUGGUGCACUCCGGCUCGUUCGCCUGCGACAUGUGCGAGAGGAGUUUCAUCACAGAGGAAAAUCUACAAGAGCAUAGAAUCAUACACGCUGAAGAACUUAAAACUCCAGCUGUAGAAAUGUCUGACGUUCAGUCUAGAGACGAUUCACCAGCUCAAGAACUGGACGAUGUUUACGCUGUGGAGGUGGACAGUUUUCAGGAUGAGGAUUUGGAGAUUUCGUGCGCAGUGUGUUCAGAGACUUUUAAUUCCAAAGACCAAUAUUACGAACAUCUGCAGAACCACGAGAUCGAGCUGGUCGUGACAUCAUCUCCGGCUCAGAUCAUGCUCUCCUGUGAGGAAACAUCUUCUCCGAAACACGAGGUUGCAGGCCUAGACACCAGAGACAGCUGCACCAGCGCACCCACACCGGAGAGAAGCCGUACAUCUGCGAACAGUGCGGAAAGAGGUUUGCGCUCUCCAGCUGCCUGCUACGACACAACCGCACCCACUCCGGAGAGCGGCCGUACCAGUGCGACCGCUGCGACCGAGCCUUCUCGCAGUCCUCGAGCCUCAAACAGCAUCUGCGAAUCCAGCACGGCAUGGACGAGGGCGAGAUCUGCAAGUCCGUCGCGCAGUCGUCUAAACUGUGUCGGAAAAGGCGAAAUAAAGACGAGCCAUUCACUUGUAAACACUGUCCGAAGUCUUUUAAAAGAGCGUACCAUCUUAAAAUGCACACGAGGACACACACGGGGGAAAAACCGUACAGUUGUGAGAAGUGUGGGAAGAGCUUCGCGCUGUCUAACGCUUAUAUACGACACCAGCGCGUUCAUACAGGCGAGCGUCCAUACAAAUGUGACCAGUGUGGGAAGGGUUUUGCACAAUCUGGUACUCUCAAACACCACCGCUGCCCUCAUGACCCCACAGAACGACCGUACAGAUGUCAACACUGCAAAAUAUUUCGAACAAUCCUCCGAACUGGAAAAUCACAAAUGUUCUAUCAACAAAGACAGACUUUUCAGCUGCAAGUUCUGUUCAAAGACGUUUUCCAAAAGGUACGACCUCCAGAAACACACUCGGAGCCACACGGGACUGAGGCCGUACAGCUGCGAGGUCUGCCGCAAGAGCUUCACGUCGUCCAGUAGUGUUAAAACGCACAUGAGAAUUCACACGGGAGAGCGGCCUUACAAAUGCAACCAGUGUGGGAAAGGAUUCUCGCAGUUAACUCAUCUCAGGCAACACCAGUGGGUCCACGGAGACCGAGGGAGCGGAGAGAAGCCGUACAAGUAUAAACGCAAAGUCAAACCGUCAUUAAAGCUAAAAAAUCUGAAAAAUUGUUCUGAUAGUCAAGAUGUAACGUGUCCAUUUUGCGCAAAGGAGUUCACCAGACCAAACGAACUCCAGAAACACAUUAGGACCCACACAGGGGAAAGGCCGUACAGCUGCGAAGUGUGUAAAAAGAGAUUCGCCGUUGCCAGUACUCUCGCCGUGCACAAGCUCCUUCACUCCGGAGAGCGUCCCUUCAAGUGCGAACAGUGCGGAAAAGGAUUCUUACACGCAGCCGGUCUCAAACAGCAUCAGUGGGUCCACGAAACGAGAGAGUGCGCGGAGAGGCCGUACAGCUGCGACGUCUGCGGGAAGAGAUUCGCGGUCUCGGAGACUCUGGAGAAACACAAGCUCAUCCACACCGGCGACUGCCCUUACAAAUGCGAACAGUGCGGGCGGGGAUUCUUGCGCACAGUCCAUCUCAGGCGCCACAAGUGCGCCCACGACACCACGGUCAGCGCGGAGAGGCCGUACAGCUGCGAGCACUGCAAGAGGACGUUCGAACACUGGCUGGAACUGGACGAACAUCGGUGCGCGCUGUGCGAAGGCAGGCUCUACAUCUGUCAGUACUGCGGGAAAACCUGCACGAGAGGGUAUGACCUGAAGAUGCACAUCCGCACGCACACCGGCGAGCGACCGUACACCUGCGACGUGUGCGGGAAGAGUUUCGCGCGGUCCAGUAAUUUCCUAAUUCACCACCGUCGUCACAUAAGGGAGCAAAACAAUCAGACUGCAGAGCGAACUCAGCUAGACCAAAACUCCAACGACGACGGGCGAAGUCGAGAAAGCUCUUGCAGCCGAGUCAAAUCUUACAACUGUCAGUACUGUACGAAGUCUUUUAACGGGUCGUAUGUUCUCAGAAUGCACCUCCGCACGCACACAGGGGAGCGUCCGUUCAGGUGCGAAGUGUGCGACGAGAGUUUCGCGUUGUCGUCGAGUCUCGAAAGCCACAAACGCCUUCACUCGGGAGUUCGACCUUUUAAAUGCGACCAGUGUCAAAGCACGUUUACGCAGUCGGGUCAUCUCAGAGCGCACCUCCGCUUCACUCACAAAGACGACAGCACGUACGCUUGUCGGAACUGUGCGCAAACCUUCAACCAGGCGUCUGAACUUGAACGCCACACGUGCUCUCGCGGCCACAAACGCCCGUACGGUUGUAAAAAGUGUAAAAAGUCCUUCGCGAAAUCGUAUUAUCUCAAAAUACACAAACACAGCCACAGGUUAGAAAACAAAUACAAAUGUGGCGUCUGUAAAAUGGCUUUCAACAGAGCGUACAGACUCACUUUGCACAAACGCAGGACCCACAAAGCGAAGGCGCUGUUCUGCUGCGAGGAGUGUGGCAUGAAAUUCAAGCUUCACGCGGAUUACGUCGGACACCAGCGUUUCCACCCCAAGUCGUUCAAAUGCGACGAGUGUGGGAUGGAGUUUGAGGAGUCGGAUGAUUUCAUACAGCACCAGGAUAUCCACAACACGGAUCAACUGCGCUGCGAAUACUGCGGUCUGGCCUUUAUCCGACCCGAAAACCUCGCCAAACAUCGCUGCACUACCACUAGAAAACAAACGGUCUCACGUAACGAACCAGGGGACGGCGGCGUUGACUUUGAGAUCUCGUGUGAAGUGUGUUCAGAGACUUUUAAUACCAAAGAUCAAUAUUACAAACAUCUGCAGAACCACGAGAUCGAACUCAUUGUGAUUUAAUCUUAAACUGUAUAAAGAAGUGGACUAAUGGAGGGUGAUGUCAAAAUAGCGAAAUAAAAACGCCAGGAUCACAAAGAGCGGGUUAAUAUGAACAUUUUAAGACCAAAAUGACGAGGCUCACAGCAGCAGGUACAGAGAAAGGGGAGACAAUUGCCACGUUUACAUGAGAGCUUUAAUUCUAAACAAGAAUGAUUAUUUGGAAAUUAAACUUAAUUCCGAAGUAAAUGUGUGGUUUAUUCAGAUUUUAAAGCCAAAUUAAUUUAUUCCUCGAUCAUGUAAACAUAAAAAUAAUUCCGGUCGUUCAGCGCAUGCUCGUUGUGUCGCUCUUCUGACGCGAUUCGCAAUCCGGCUCCACCAGUCCUGGCUUCGGACUUUCAUCCACGUCUCUUUAGAUUUGUGAGCGGGAUGUGGGAGUGGGUUGAGGUAGAGCAGCCUCAAAAUCAGUUUGUCUUCUUCCUCCCUUCUCCGACACUCUUCCCUUUUCCUCCUCAGCCGACAGACGUAAAGCGUGAUGAGACAAUUCUCCAGCUGCUGCACAAUUAUCAUCAGAACCACUACGGAAAAAGUUUGGAUCGUGUUUGUGUCCGUGGCGUAAUGACAAACCGAGAUGACAGGAAAGCCGGUAGCAGCUGAAGUGUGUGUUUUCUUCCGGUCGACGUAAAUACAUUCGUGUCUCUGUCCAAUCAGAACUCUUCCCCACCUCCAGAUGCUGAGCGGAAUUAAAUAACGAGUUUUCCAUGUAAACCUCAAUUCGGAAUUAUGUCCAUUUAAACUCGAAGGAGAGUAUUUGAAUUCAAAACUAUUUAUUUCAGAACAUUUAAUUCGGAAUUUAAUUAAAAAUAUGUAAACGUGGUCAUUAUUUCAAUGUAAAGUGAACUGCAGCCAGAGUCGAUGGAGCCGGAAGUGCCCCCAUGCUCACUUCCUAUUUGGAACACAGCGGCUGAUCCGGUGCAGCAGUGAAAGGGUCCAGUGUGUGGGCUUUGGGAGGGCAAUUUAGAUAAAACUAAACUAAAAGUUCUGGUUUGUCAGGCUCAUAGUUUGUACCCUGUGAAGUCAGAGUAACUGUUGACAAGUUAAAGGUUAAAAUUCAAAGUAUUUUGUAUUUUGUUUUGAUAAACAUAAAUGUGCAGAACAGUUAAACCUGCCUUUAUGUAGCCUUUAUAUUGUGUGUAUCAGAGACUGUCUUCCCUCAAUAAACUG